UUGUAGUCGAAAGCACCGACAAAAACAACAGACGAAGACGAAGACAACAUUUUCCUUCGAAAUCUCAAUUUGUCAGUAAAAUGAAUCCUCUCACAAAUAUUAAGAAUCUAAACAAGUUGAAUCAAAGAGAACUUGCCUUGGGUCUGACAGCGAAGAAGUCAUGGCAUGAUCAGUACAAGGACAGUGCGUGGAUCUUCGUAGGGGGUCUACCAUAUGAUCUUACAGAGGGAGAUGUACUCUGUGUCUUUUCACAAUAUGGGGAGAUUGUGAACAUUAAUCUUGUGAAAGACAAGAAGACUGGCAAAUCUAAGGGUUUCUGUUUCCUGUGUUUCGAAGAUCAGCGCAGCACCAUCCUCACAGUUGACAAUCUCAAUGGAAUCAAGUUGCUGGGUCGCACUCUACGUGUAGAUCAUGUGGAAGAGUAUCGUAAACCUAAGGAGACUGGAGAUGAGGAUGACAACACCGUUAAACUGCGGACAGAGGGCUGCGCCCCCAGGCUACCCUCGUCACCGGAGCCUGAGGAGGAACCCCUACAGAUCAUUGUCAAGAAAGAGAAGAAAACCAAGAAAGAUAAGAAAUCAAAGAAAAAGAAGAAAAAGAAAGUGAAGCAGUCAAGCUCAGAGUCUGGCUCAAGCUCAGAGGAUGAACACUCAAAACAAAUUGUGAAAGUAAAAAAAGAAAAACGUGACCCAGGAUAUGACCGAGCCUUGCAGGGAAAUCUUGGUAGAGGACCUGACUCCUAUAUGCAUAGUCAUAGUGAUUCAUACAGGAGAAGUGAUGGUAAUGAAAGAUCAGACUUUAGGAAGGACAGGUUUAAGAAUGGAGCAGACGGCAGUUAUAAUAGGGAGGAUGAUUACAGGAAAAGGGAAAAGAAGGAUUAUGUGGAAAGUGGAAAAGAGAGACAAGGAUAUGAGGAAGAUACCAGGAGGGAAUAUGAUGUGGGAAGAAACGGUAAAACAGGAUAUCGAUACGGAAAAAGAGAUAGCAGCAGAGACUUAUACAGGGAUCAGGAAUCACAUAGAGAUCGAGAUAUGGACAAUAGGAAGGAGAGAUACAGGGGUAAUUGUGGUGAUGGGAAAGAUAGGAGUGACAGGGUUAGAAAUGGCCAAGGGUCACGAGAGAGGGCCAGGGGUCAUGGAAGGUCAAGGUCACAUGAUAGAGACAUAUAUGAAAGAAGGUCAAGGUCAAGAAGCAGGGAAAGACUUCGUCACUGAUUAGUGUAUCAGAUUUUUCAUAUGUUAGGAAAAAUGUAUGUAUUGCAGGCUAAACUUAAUUAAUUCAUUCAUAGAAAUUGAUCAUGGACAAAAAAUACAAAUCAUUGAUAGAAAUAUUUGUUUCCUUUACUGUUUCCUUACUGUUUUCUUUUGAUUUAUCCUUACUGAUGAUUUAUAGUUUAAUGGAGUUGAACAAAUAUUGAGGAUCUCUUGCUCUUAAAAUUGAUGAUGACUCCCAAGCAAAGCCAAUCCAGUACUUCUGCAUUAAAAUAUUAUAUUUGAUAUUUGGUAUUUAUGUGUUGCCUACGAAACAUGGCUAAAAUAUAUGGAUCACUUUGUGGGUUCCCAUACUUGAAUCCACAAUGGUCAUGGUCUGUAGAUGACACAUUUGUUUUAGCGGAUAAAGAUUUAAUAUUUCUGUUCCAAAUAAUUUCUUUAAUGAAAAUUGUUAUAUAAUAUUAAAUAAGAUGAGAAAUUAUCCAUAAAUCAACUGAGUACCACUCAUUGUUUAUGAGUAAUCACUUACGUACAUGUUGAUGCGUACAUGUUGAUGCGUUGUUUUAGCAUCCUUUUUAUGCCCAAAAGAUCAGCAUUUUUAAAUGUCACCAUCUGUCUGUCCUUCAGGUUUUCCAUGUCUGGGGGGUAACCUUGUCAUGCACAGGGGGAUUUGAAAAAAAUAAAUUGGCCCAUGUGCUUUGCACAUAAUGGUGAUAUGUCUCUUGCAAGACCCAAGUCCCUACAUCAAAGGUUAAGCUCGCAUUUAUCAGUUUAUUAGAAUGCUGCAUAUAAGCAGAUUAUCCUGGGAGUAAAUUUGUCAUGCAUGGGGGGACUUUCAAACAAAUUGGUACAGUACAUGUGUUCAGUACAAGACAAAACAACGUAUUUCGUACAAGACCAACGUCCCUUCCACAAAGUUCAAGGUCCUGCUUACUGGUUUAUCAUUUUGGAAUGAUGCAUAUAUACACUGGACUGUAACUACCAUGCACUGAGGAAAUAUAAAUAAGUUUUCACAUGUGUUCCAUACAUUUAGCGAAUGUUUCAACAACCGGGUCAAUGUGUCACAGGCAAGACACAGGUUCCCAGUCUUCAAAUGUCAAGGUUCCUCUAUCAUUAUCAUUAAUUUUUGGAAUGCUACAUAGUAAACUAUCCGUGUCUAGCUCUUGCAUUUAUUCUUGAAAAGUUUGAGCAUUGAUUUUUAUCAACCACGAUGAUCAUUGUAUGAAUGUUCUUCAUAAGUUGUAUCAAAGGAUCAUUUUGAAAUCAAUUGUAUUGUAAUUUUAUGUGAUAAAAUGAGCUGAGAUUGAA
This is a messenger RNA of Mya arenaria, 2519 nucleotides long. Its product is annotated as RNA-binding motif protein, X-linked 2-like. Bases 81 to 1214 code for a protein of 377 amino acids. Gene Ontology annotation, molecular function: RNA binding. The record is from RefSeq and is a predicted model, not a curated record. Lineage: Eukaryota; Metazoa; Mollusca; Bivalvia; Myida; Myidae. Gene Ontology annotation, cellular component: catalytic step 2 spliceosome; U2 snRNP; precatalytic spliceosome. The transcript is spliced from 5 exons. Gene Ontology annotation, biological process: mRNA splicing, via spliceosome.